Messenger RNA from Xiphophorus couchianus (Monterrey platyfish), 1657 nucleotides. RefSeq names its product protein transport protein sec31. The record is from RefSeq and is a predicted model, not a curated record. The coding region runs from base 345 to 1643 and encodes 432 amino acids. The transcript has 3 exons. Lineage: Eukaryota; Metazoa; Chordata; Actinopteri; Cyprinodontiformes; Poeciliidae.
CUAACCCUAACCCUAACCCUAACCCUAACCCGCCUUAGCAUCGUAAGAGAGCCUCCCGCCGUCCGGGGAGGAGCCGCGCGGCUCUCGGGACGGGUGUCCCCGGUCCUCCGGGCCGCAGGGGAGCCCCGGAAGGAAGGCCCGGAGAUUCGGCCCCGAAGACGGGGUCGAACGAGGCCAGGUGUCGCCAGUUAGGCUUGAUUGGAAGCUGAUCAGAAGCUUCCUUGAUUGGAGGCCCUGAAUUGAGACCAGGUGUUGCUGAUUAGGGCUUGAUUGGAAACACACCUGCAUAAAUAGCUGGGCUACUGACGUGCCCUGCUCAGUUGCUAUCUGACUCUCGCGGAGUGAUGACGGCUUCUAAGUUUAAGAAUCGUUGCCCUGUCUGUCAGAGCAAAUCUUGGCGCCUGCGGAGCCACUUGGAUGACGUUCAUAGCGUCAGGAACGCCCAGGAGCGAAGGAUCCUGUUGGCGUUUGCCAGAGGGCGAGUGAGUGUUCGCGGCAUGAAGUGUCCCAUCAGCGGUUGCACUUACGGCGGGUCUAGGGUGGCGCAGCACCUCCUCGACGCUCACCGUGAUCUGGGAGCCAAGGAGAAGAGGCGCCAUUUGAGAAAGCUGCAGUGGCGCAAAACUCUGAGGCAGGUGAGAGAACUUAGGGCCUCAGGUCCCGACCCGCCGUUAGCCACCAGGUUGGACCUGGACGGUUCAGAGGGCAGCGAAGCCGCCGCCGCCGCCGCCACCGGCUCCCCGCCUCCCCCCCCUGCUUCUUCCCCUCCCUCGCAGGCUGAGCCCUGCCCCAGCCCUCCCCAUUCGACCUCGGCGGACUCCCCUCAGCGACCGGAGACAUCUCUUCCCGGCGGGCUUGGCACCAGUGCCGACGUGCCAGCCGCGGGCCCGGUGGUCGAGCUGGAGAUGACCGGAGUGCCGCAGACCAGGGCCGAACCCCAGGCCCCAUCAUCGAGCACGAUGUCUCGAAAAAUCUCAGAGCUGGAUCCCCAAACUCUUGCUGAGCUGCUCGCAAAGGAAGCACGACGUGGGAGCGAGACACCUGCUUUACGGAUUCGUUGCGCUCUACCUUACUUCUCUCUACGGCCAUCGAGCAGGCGUGAUGACCAACCUUACCACCGAAGAGGUCCUGGAGGCCGCGAGGGGCACCAGCUCUUCCUCUCCGGGGGUCGUACUCAAUGUCUUUCUCACCCACGAGGAACUGGGCUGGAUCCAGCGGUGGAUGGAGAUCAGGGCUCUGCUACGCCCGCGGUGCGAUCUGGUAUUUUUCAAUACCAACCACCGGCACGUGAAAAACAUCACCCUGUUCGCGAGGAACGCGUGGGCAGCCAUGCUACUGCCAGGCAGACCCUCCCUUACCGACAUCCGGACCGCCGUCGCGACGAUGGUAAGUUAUCCAGGAAGCAGCAGCAUCACCACCAUCCGACCCCUGCCUGCCCUCUGACUCUCUGCCCCCUUCUCCCCUCACAGUGCAGGAACACCCACUCCAGUGAGGUCCGGACGCAGAUGUCCCGGGUCAUGUGUCACGACACCCGCACGGCCGACCGAUUCUAUGCGAUGCAGCUUGAUGUCAACCAGAUGGCUGAGAUGAGGCGCAGAUUUGCCCAGUGCAUGGGAGAAGAAGCUGCCGAAAGUUCACAAUAAACUUUGAAUAAUGC